This is a messenger RNA of Xenia sp. Carnegie-2017, 1198 nucleotides long. Its product is annotated as calumenin-like. The coding region runs from base 93 to 1073 and encodes 326 amino acids. Gene Ontology annotation, cellular component: endoplasmic reticulum. Lineage: Eukaryota; Metazoa; Cnidaria; Anthozoa; Malacalcyonacea; Xeniidae. The transcript has 6 exons. The record is from RefSeq and is a predicted model, not a curated record. Gene Ontology annotation, molecular function: calcium ion binding.
UGUUGAUGUUUUGCGCGUCUAACUCUUGAUGUGAAUACAGGUUGAAUAUAUGGUAGCGCGAUCGUUGCUUGCUAAUUAACAUUUUAUUGAAGAUGGCGCUGCGUUUAAUUGGAAUGCUAAUGCUGUCUUUUUCAAUAUUGGCUUUUGCAAUUCCACGACCGAAUAAGAGCGAAACCAAGAAACGCGUGUACGAGCAUCAACCUUUAUCCGACGAGGAGCAUUUCAAAGGCAAAGGACAUGAGCAUAAUGUUGAUUAUGACCACGAAGCAUUUUUAGGUAACGAACAGAAGGCCACGUUUGAUCAAUUAUCGCCCGAAGAAAGUGUGCGUAGACUAGGAAUUCUUGUUGAAAAGAUUGACAGUAAUGGUGAUGGAAAAAUAACAGAAGAUGAAUUAAAAUCGUAUGUUGACCAUACGCAAAAGAGAUACAUAUAUGAAGAUGUGGACAGGCAAUGGAAAGACCUGAAUCCUGAUGGCAAACCAUCUCUUUCAUGGGGAGAAUAUGUCAAUAGAACGUACGGAUUUGAUGUUGAUGAUCCAGCGAGAAACACGGAAUUUAACUACAAAGACAUGAAAAAGCGUGACAGACGGCGUUGGGAGAAAGCAGAUGUCGACAAAGAUGACAAACUCACAAAGGAUGAACUUACCACAUUUUUACAUCCAGAGGAAUUUGAUCACAUGAAAGAUAUUAUGGUGGAAGAGACGCUUAAAGACAUUGACAAGGAUAAAGACGAAAAGGUGUCGUUGGAUGAGUAUAUAGGUGACAUGUAUUCAGAGGAGGAAAGAAAAAAUAACGCUGAAGAACCCGAUUGGCUAAAAACUGAGAAAGAACAGUUUUCAAAAUAUAGAGAUAAAAACAUGGAUGGUUAUUUGGAUAAGGCUGAAGUGAAGGACUGGAUUCUACCCGCAGAAUAUGAUAAUGUUGCUGCAGAGGCUACUCAUCUAAUGCAUGAAGCUGAUGCUAACAAAGAUGGCACACUGACCAAGCAAGAAAUUUUAGAGAAACACGAUAUAUUUGUGGGCAGUCAGGUGACCGAUUUUGGAGAGGCCUUAGCUCGACAUGACGAGUUUUGAACUCAGUACGGGAGCGAAUUAUCUGCACUUUAUAACAAAAAUAUUUAUAUGAGAGUAUUACGAAACUACAUUUGAUAUCCUUUGUACAGGAGUAAACAUUAUAAAAAUACUCAAUUUUUCUCAUA